AUGAUUAUUGGAACACACAAUGGCGUCAUUCAUGUGCUAUCCUUGCCGCUUUUGCAGUCCCUCCGUGUGUACCAAGCACACUCAGCCAGCGUGACGUCUAUAUCGAUCUCGCCGUUUCCCCCGCCUCUACCGAGCUUCAAGUCCGAUGCUUUAGCCAGACAAAGCGAGGAACAUGGUCCUCCAUCGCGGGCGUCAACAAGUGCGGGCAGCAUCCGUGGCCAACGCAGAUCACACCCAAAUGCAAAUAUACCGGCUAUCCCGUCGAACUCAAUUUAUAUCGCAUCAGCCUCCAUCGACGGCAACGUCUGCGUUUCCUCAUUAGUGGAUCCCAAGGAUAUUAUGAAGCGAAACUUCGGUCGACCGGUUCAGGCAGUCACGCUAUCUCCCGACUACAAAAAUGAUCGGACGUUCCUAUCUGGCGGUCGAGCUGGCGAAUUGGUCUUGACUACCGGUGGUCGUAUUGGUGUAAGCUCGAAUGCCACCACGAUGGGGAGGAGCAACAGCAGCAGCAUCCACGGAGAAGGUACAAUCAGCACCAUUCGAUGGUCCUUAUCUGGAAAGUAUGUCUGCUGGGUGAACGAGGAAGGUAUCAAGAUCAUGCGGUCCAACUUGCACCUGGAGUCGUCGGAGAUGGAGUAUGCCUGGAAACGUAUCAGUCACAUUGACCGUCCCAAUGGGCCAGGCUGGGAAGAAAUGGCCAGUGUUUGGAAAGCUCGGGCAGAAUGGGUUGAUCAAUCUGCCCUAGAUGAUGCAGAUAAUCUGGACCCUGGUAAUGAGCCUACACCCCACAAGACAUCUUCUAGUGGCACUGAAGAGAAAACCGAAAAACUCGUGGUUGGUUGGGGUGGCACUGUCUGGGUAAUUGAUGUUUACCCAGAUCGGGCGUGCAAAUCUUCAAAGGGUGAGAGAUACGGAUCUGCAGAAGUGACAACAAUAUUACGAACUGAUUGUGUAAUCUCUGGCAUUUCGUUGUACACACAACGUCUCCUCGUUGUUCUUGCAUAUAUUGAAGCAGACAAAGAUUCCGCAGAAGAUGAUGGAAGAAGCUCCGGGGCUCACCAUCGACAGCGGGGCUUGGAGCCUGAACUUCGGAUCAUUGAUAUCGCGACUAAGGAAGAGCUCAGCGCUGACACGCUAUCUGUUAGCCGAUUUGCAGGCUUGACUUCAUCUGAUUACCACUUGAGCGUGCUACCUCCAUGGAGAACUCCGGAGGGCCAAGUGGUCCAACGCGGUGCAUUAGGGACCAUUGGGCAUGGCCUGUUGGAUGCGACGAUGUACCCGGCGCGUCUUUUCAGUUCUGGUGCCAGUAUUCGCAGCUCGACUAGUAGUAGCGAUAGGAUAUCUUGCAGGGCUCCGUCAUCUUUCUCCGCAAGACAUCUCUCGCCGGAGGACACUCUUCCAAAGGAAGUUCAGGAUGUCGCUGGAGCCCCAGGUGCAAAGAUCUUUGUUCACAGUCCAUACGACUGUGCCGUUGCCGUCAAACGAGAUCUCUCUGACCGAUUGUCCUGGUUGAGUUCUCGCGGUCAGUAUGAAGAAGCAUGGAACCUCGUUGACGAACAUCCCGAAGCUGCAGGCCCAGCCUCCGAGUUGAAUGAGGUUAUUGGAGGGUCGCUGAAGUCGAAAAGUAGUCUCACCGAUUUCUUCGCUGAUGAUCGAUCAUCGAUUACUACGGCCGGUCGAGGAAUGGCUCCAGCUGCUGAAGAAGAAAAAGCUCGCCUUGGUGAACUUUGGCUCGAGCAGUUGGUUGGCGAUGAGAAAUGGGCAGAAGCUGCCGAGGUCAGCGGAAAGGUUCUUCAUAAACCUGCUCGAUGGGAGCAUUGGGCGUGGGUGUUUGUCAAGAAGGACAAGCUCGAUGAGAUUACUCCUUACAUUCCCAUUGAUCUACACCCGGGACUGCCUGCCGAGAUCUACGAAUUCAUCCUCAUUCACUACGUGUCUCGAGACCUCGGUCGGUUCAGGGAGUUAGUUGAGACAUGGCCUUCCGAUUUAUUUAACCCUGACAAUGUGACCGCGGCAAUUGAGGAGCAGUUGAACUCACCAUCCAUUGAAGCCGAGUCUGAAGAAUGGCGAAUCCUUACGGAUUGUCUGGCCAAGCUGUUCCUCGUGGGUGGUCAUUAUCGAGAGGCAUUGCAUUGUUAUGUCCGACUUCAGGAUGCCGAUGCCGCCAUGUCUCUGAUCAAAGAGCAUCGCUUGGUUGAUGCAAUUUCCGAUAAUAUCCCAGCGUUCGUUAUGAUUCGCAUAUCCAAAGCCCAGAUGAAAUCAGCGCCGAAAUCUGAGCUUGGAGAACUGGCCGCAGAGCCAAUCCAGCUCCUCGCGAGUGAGGCCUACACGGGGAUUGUCCCUCCUGACACCGUGGUGUCACAGCUCAAGGCUGCGGAUCGUAUCCUGUUCCUUUACCUCUAUCUUCGUGCGUUGUGGCGAGGCGAGUCUCUCUCACAUGAAUCUUCGAAGCCCCGAAGAGGCCGUGGUGCUCAUGCCCGGGAUGCAGCGAGUAAGCUAGCUGCAGACGAAGGAAAGGCUUUGAUUGAUGGCUUUGCGGACACGGCCGUGGAAGUAUUUGCAGAUUACGAUCGACCUCUGCUCAUGGAGUUUCUCCAAACGAGCAUCUCGUAUACCUUCGAGGCUGCCAUCCAUAUUUGUGAGCAACGGCGUUUCACCCAGGAGUUGAUCUACCUGCUCUCAAAGAUGGGUCAGACCAAGCGAGCGUUGAACUUGAUUUUGUCCGACCUGAAGGAUGUAUCUCAAGCAAUCUCAUUCGCCAAGUCGCAAGAGGAUCCGGAUCUCUGGGAAGACCUCUUGGACUACUCGAUGGACAAGCCCAAGUUUAUCCAUGGGCUUCUCGUCGAAGCGGGCACGUCCAUUGAUCCUAUCAAACUUGUGCGUCGUAUCCCGAGUGGGCUGGAGAUUGAAGGGCUUCGUGACGGCCUUUCACGGUUGAUCCGUGAACAUGACUUGCAAGCUAGUAUUAGCCAAGGAGCAGCACGGGUCAUGCAAGGCGAGGUUGCCCUUGGAAUGGAUACAUUGCGCAGAGGACAACGCCGCGGUAUCAAGUUCGACAUUCAUGACGACAAAUCCGAAGAAGUGCGGAAUGGUGACUUGACACCGACAGCGAAGACACAGCAAGACGCAGUCUCAGAAUCUGGUGUCUCUGUAAAGCGUGCUGGUCUCGGGCGUGGAAAGUGCAGUGGCUGCAACGCCCCAUUCCAGGCAAACGAGAAGGAGAUUCUCAUCGGCUUCGCAUGCGGUCACAUCUUCCACCUUUCUCACUUGCAUUCAGAAUCCUCGCAACAAUCCCAGUCCUCUCAGCCCUGUCGGAUCGGCCGAUCGGACACCUCGGCCCUCCACUCCAUCAGACGAGCCCACUUCGUCCACUGCCUCUCGCACUGUUGGACCCAAGGUGACGACAGCACGACUCCUACGCGAUAA
Molecule: messenger RNA, 3426 nt
Organism: Penicillium maclennaniae
Lineage: Eukaryota; Fungi; Ascomycota; Eurotiomycetes; Eurotiales; Aspergillaceae
Product: CLH domain-containing protein
Exons: 6
Coding region: 1-3426 (1141 amino acids)
Biological process (GO): macroautophagy; cellular response to starvation; endosomal vesicle fusion
Cellular component (GO): late endosome; HOPS complex
Molecular function (GO): protein binding
Source: RefSeq, a predicted model, not a curated record